GUCACGUGGACAUGACCUUGGACAAAGCCUUGCGCGCUUGUCUGCUGCCUUUUCUGUACAGGAGCUUGUAGUGUUAAACUCAUUCGACACAAUGGCAGAAGGAGACGCAUAUUCGCAGGCGGAUUAUUCGAAUUUUGAUGGUCAAAAUGGGAACGAUUUUGAAGAAAAUUCAGGGGCAUAUGUACAAGAAAAAAUGGAAGGCCAGGAAACAACAGAAGAUGCAGGCUCCGGUGACGAUGAAUCUAAAGACGAUGGAAACGAAGACGCAAGAAAAAUAUUUGUGGGCGGAUUGAGUUGGGAAACCACAUCAAAGGAUUUGAAAGAUUAUUUUACAAAAUUCGGUGAAGUCGUCAGCUGCACAUUGAAGACAGAUCUAGAAACAAAACGAUCCAGAGGUUUUGGAUUUGUUGUGUUCAAGGAUGUAGAGUGUUUAGAAAAGGCACUACUGGAACCAGAACACAAACUUCAUGGGAGAAAUAUCGACCCAAAGAAAGCAAAUCCAAGAGCAAAGGCAAAUAAAAUAUUUGUGGGCAGAUUAGAUCCAGUCGUGAAAGAGGAAGACAUCAAAACAUACUUUUCAAAGUUCGGAGAAGUUGCAAAAUUGGAUCUGCCAUAUGACAAGAUCAAAGAACAGAGAAGAGCCUUCUGCUUUGUAGAGUUUGAAACAGAAGAGGGCCUCAAGAAUUGCUUAGAGACAAAUAAACACAAGAUUGGAGAUCAAGAGGUGGACAUCAAACGUGCAACACCAACUGCUGGCAGGGGUCGAGGAGGCAGAGGCGGCUACGGAGGUGGGUGGGGAUUUGGAGGCCGCGGAGGUGGCAGAGGUGGCUGGGGACAAGGCUGGCAUCAGGCCUACAAUCAGAACUACAACAACUACAAUAACUACUACGGUAGUGGAUAUGGUAGUGGAUAUGGAGGCUACGGUGGCUAUGGUGGCUACCAGGGAUAUGAUUACAACCAGGGAUAUGGCCCAUGGGGAGGAUAUGAUCAGUAUGGUGGAUAUGGAGGAUACGGUGGUUAUGAUUACGGAGGCUGGGGCUAUAACCAGGACCAAGGCCAGCAGAGUAACUAUGGAAAGGCACCAAAGAGAGGGGGUGGGGGCUACCACCCAUACAACCGAUCAUAAGCCGCAUCAGAGUAAAAUUCAUGGGUCUCUUCAGUCUGCAAAGAUGUCAUCGUGCUCGUGUGUAUCAUAAGACAGUCAUUCAAGCUUUUUAUUUCAUUCUCACUAAUUGUCAUGGCCUUGAUUAUUUUUUUUCUCAUUCCAUGUAUGUGAAUAGAUUUUACAUGUCAUCACAAAUAAACAAAAACUCAAUUUUAAAAA
Molecule: messenger RNA, 1324 nt
Organism: Haliotis rubra (blacklip abalone)
Lineage: Eukaryota; Metazoa; Mollusca; Gastropoda; Lepetellida; Haliotidae
Product: heterogeneous nuclear ribonucleoprotein D-like
Exons: 10
Coding region: 92-1126 (344 amino acids)
Biological process (GO): regulation of gene expression
Cellular component (GO): nucleoplasm
Molecular function (GO): RNA binding
Source: RefSeq, a predicted model, not a curated record